GCUUCUUCUGCGAGCGCAUGGAAGUUGGCGAGGAGCGGUGCCCGCAGUGCAAGGACGCACGGAGCUGGUCCACGCUCUCUGCCACCUUCAGUAUGAGCUUUAAUGCCGAAGUGGCCGGCGAGCCGACGCAGGUGGAGUUCGCAAUCGAAGCAAGGGCCCUGCCUUUCAUCAGCAUCAGCUCUGACGAGAAGAUUUAUAGCGAGCUGGGGAAGAUCAUUACGCAUAGCAAUGCUGUUGAAGAUGCACGGCUUGUGGAUGGUGCAGAAACUGUCUCGGAGGGUGAAGAUGCAGCAGUCGAAAUGGACAUCUUUGCAGAUGGCAGUCUAGUCGAGUGA
Molecule: messenger RNA, 335 nt
Organism: Symbiodinium pilosum
Lineage: Eukaryota; Dinophyceae; Suessiales; Symbiodiniaceae
Source: the annotation of a GenBank genome assembly